UUUAGCCCCUUUCAUUUGUUUUGUAGAUGUGUGGCAAAGACCUUUUGGUUGCUAUAUCUGAUUCUGGGAACCUGUCGGUGCUCGCAUUUUGCAAUGAAAUGAACAGGUUUUUUCCAUUAACACAUGUUCAGCUAUCUAAUCUUGGAAUAACGAGAAACUUUUGUAUACUAGCCGUUGAUUCCAGUGGUUGUUUUAUUGCAGCUAGUGAAUAUGAAGAUCAACUAGCUCUAUUUUCUGUGUCAAUGAGUGACAAUGAUAUCAUUGAUAAGAAAAUAAUACAUCCUUUUGAUAGUGGAGAGACAGAAAGUGCUUCCAUAAACAUGAAGAGUACCAGCAUCUGUGGUACUAUUUGGAGUAUGUGCUUUAUUUCACUAGAUUCCAGACAAACAAGCACGGCGAAGAAUCCUCUAUUAGUAGCAAUUAUUCUACAUAGGAGGGGAGAAACUCUAAAUGAAUUGCUAUUAUUGGAAUGGAAUGUUAAAUCACAGACAACAACUGUUGUUUCUCAGUAUGUUGAAGAUGGGCCUCUAGCACAUAACAUUGUUGAAGUUCCCAACUCAAAGGGACUUGCAUUUUUGUUUACUGGUGAUGGUCUCUUAAUGAACUUUAGAGAUCCUUGCAAUCCAUUUUUUGUGUAUAGGACUAGCUUGAAUUCUUUUCCCGUUGCCGUGGAAGACUUGUGUAUUAGAGGAACUAGGAAAGACGCAACAUUGAAUAAAAAGGCGGCUAAUUAUCAUCCUGUGCGUAAAGACGAUGACAAUGGUGAUACUAAUUUGGGUCGCAAGUAUAUAUGCUCUUGGAGUUGGGAACAUGGCAAUAAUGAAGUUCCUAGGAUGAUCUUUUGUGUAGAUACUGGGGAAUUUUUUAUGAUUGAAGUUUGUUUUGAUUCUGAUGCCCCUAAAGUCAAACAAUCUGACUGUCUCUAUAAAGGUCUACCUUGUAAAGAAUUGUUGUGGGUUAAAGGCGGAUAUCUAGUAGCAAUUGUAGAAAUGGGGGAUGGUGUUGUCCUGAAAUUGGAAGAUGGAAGGCUAUGCUUUACAGACUCUAUUCUGAACAUGGCACCAAUAUUGGAUGUGGCGCAUGAAGAGGAGCAUGGCCAAAUGUUUGCUUGCUGUGGUGUGGCACCUGAGGGGUCAUUAAGGAUUAUUCAAAGUGGUAUUAGUGUGGAAAAGCAAUGCAGGGUUGGUUAUAUAUAUGAAGAGGUAGUCAGUACUUGGGCUGUCCUGAUGAAAGUUACUGAUUCUUAUCAUUCUUUUAUUGUUCUAUCAUUUGUUUCGGAGACCAGAGUAUUUCCGGUUAGUUUAAGUUUUAAAGAUGUGACUGCUUCGGUUGGUUUCCAACCUAAUGUCUGUACUUUGGCAUGUGGCCUUGUAAUGGAUAGUUUGCUUGUUCAGAUACAAAAUUCUGUUAAACUUUGUUUGCCUACUAAUUCUGCUCAUCAUGAAGGCACCCCUUUGUCCUCUCCCAAUUGCACAUUUUGGCAUCCACGCAAUAUGAAUAUCAGUUUGGGGGCAGUUGGGCAUAAUUUCAUAGUUGUGUCAACCACUAACCCGUGCUCUUUGUUUAUCCUCGGGGUUACAUAUCUAUCAGCUUAUGAAUAUGAAGUAUUUGAAAUGAAACAUUUGAAAUUUCAGAAUGAAAUAUCAUGCAUUUCCAUCGCCAGACAAAAUAUAGGAGAAAAACAGUCAAAUUCAUCUAUUUUAGAAAAUAAUAGCUUUGUUAUUGGCACACAUAGGCCUUCUGUGGAACUUUGGUCUUUUGCUCCAGAUGGAGAAGUUAUAAUUAUUGCUCAUGCGACAAUUUCAUUAAAUAAUGCAAUUUGUAUACCUCAAGAUGUACACCUUGUAUUUGUUGGUAAGUAUUAUGUUCUUGCUGGAUUGAAGAACGGAAUGCUUCUUCGCUUUGAGUGGCCAUCAGAAUUGUUUCACUCUACGACUAAAGCUUUUGAAAAAUUAAAUGACCUUCCUUCCGUGCUUCAAUUGAUUACCAUUCGUCACAUUGGCAUUAAUCCAGUUUUCUUGGUGCCCUUGGAUGACACCCUUGACGCUGAUAUAAUCGCAUUGAGUGAUAAGCCUUGGUUAUUGCAUACUGCAAGACAAGGCCUUUCCUAUACUUCUAUCAAUGUUCAAUCUUCGUCACAUUUAACUCCUAUUUGCACUAGUGAGUGUCCGCAAGGAAUAUUACUUGUUGCAGAAAACAGCUUACAUCUGGUGGAGAUGUUCCCCAAUAAGAGACUUAAUAUGCAGAAGUUUCAUUUAGAGGGAACUCCACGGAAGGUUCUGUAUCACAAUGAAAGUGGGAUGUUGCUUGUAAUGAGGACUGAACUGAAUCAUGGUACAUAUUCGUCUGACAUAUGUUGUGUGGAUCCACUAAGUGGGUCAGUACUGGCGUCUUUUGAACUUGAACAUGGAGAAGUAAAAUCAAUGGAACUAGUCAAGUUUGGAAGUAAGCUGGUGAUUGUGGUUGGAACUAGUCUUUCUUCGAAGUCAGCAUCAUUAUCUCAAAAAACUUCACCUUUCCACGAAUUAGUUGUACAUUAUCUUGAACCACUAUCAAGUUGUAGCCUCAGCAGUAUCCCUGAUAACAAUAGUUUGGAUGGCAUCAAACUUGGUAAUAAAAAUGAAACGUGGCAGUUCUGAGUGGUUUGUGCAACUAUAUGGAAUGGAAUUCCACUUGCUAUCUGUCCUUAUCUUGAUCACUACUUCUUAGCAUCUUCAGGAAAUACUUUCUAUGUCUGUGCUUUAGAAUAUGACACUACUUUGAUUGGGAGAGUUAAAGUGAUAAAGUAUGCUACUGAAAGGACACGUUUCAUCAUAAAAUCUUUGACAGCACAUUGUUCUAGAAUUGCAGUUGGUGAUGGUCGUGAUGGUAUCAUUUUCUUUUCUUACGACGAGGAUGCACAAAAAUUGUCAUUUUUCUCCGGUGACCCAUCACAGAGGUUAGUAGCUGAUUGUACUCUCAUGGAUGAUAAUACAGCUUUUGUGUUCAGAUCAUUUGGAAGGGUCUACAUGUACAGAAUUCAAUUUGAGACUAAGCUGUGCUUAUUUCAUGGUUUCCUAGAGCAAUUUAAUUUAUCAUUCUUGUUUUUCAUUGCAGUGCUAGGUGACAUGGUCCCCAAUACAAAUGUUGACUCACUACAAAAUGCUGUUAUUGCUAGUACUCUCUCAGGAAACAUAAUGAUCUUCUUCCCUUUGUCAAGGGAAGAAUAUAAGCUCUUAGAAGCUGCGCAAGCAAAACUUGUUGUCCAUAAUUUGACUGCACCUAUUCUUGGAAAUGAUCAUGAUGAGUUUCGGAGUCGCGAAAAUCCAGUUGGAGUACCCAAGAUACUAGAUGGGGACAUACUGACUCAGUUUCUGGAGCUAACAUGUAUGGACCAAAAUACCAUUUUGCAAUCGCAGAUGGUAAAAAAAGUGGUUCAAAUUCUUGAUGGAGUUAACUAUGCACUUAACUAAAUACACUUUUAC
Messenger RNA from Medicago truncatula (barrel medic), 3464 nucleotides. Its product is annotated as pre-mRNA-splicing factor RSE1-like. Gene Ontology annotation, molecular function: nucleic acid binding; protein binding. Gene Ontology annotation, cellular component: nucleus. The record is from RefSeq and is a predicted model, not a curated record. NCBI's taxonomy places the organism in Eukaryota, Viridiplantae, Streptophyta, Magnoliopsida, Fabales, Fabaceae.